This is a messenger RNA of Elephantulus edwardii (Cape elephant shrew), 2700 nucleotides long. RefSeq names its product protein phosphatase 6, regulatory subunit 2 (gene PPP6R2). Bases 1 to 2700 code for a protein of 899 amino acids. Gene Ontology annotation, cellular component: nucleus; cytosol. The record is from RefSeq and is a predicted model, not a curated record. Gene Ontology annotation, molecular function: protein phosphatase binding; protein phosphatase regulator activity. The transcript is spliced from 22 exons. NCBI's taxonomy places the organism in Eukaryota, Metazoa, Chordata, Mammalia, Macroscelidea, Macroscelididae.
AUGUUCUGGAAGUUUGACUUGAACACCACCUCACAUGUUGACAAGCUGCUGGACAAGGAGGAUGUGACGCUGCAGGAGCUGAUGGAUGAGGAUGACCUCCUACAGGAGUGCAAAGCACAGAACCGGAAGCUGCUGGACUUCCUAUGCCGGCAGCAGUGCAUGGAGGAGCUGGUGAGCCUCAUCACGCAGGACCCGCCCCAGGACAUGGAAGAGAAGGUCCGCUUCAAAUACCCAAACACGGCUUGUGAGCUCCUGACCUCAGAUGUGCCACAGAUCAAUGACAGACUUGGUGGGGACGAGGCCUUGCUGGACCUCCUGUACAGCUUCCUGACCCAUGCGGCACCCCUCAACCCUCUGCUUGCCAGCUUUUUCAGCAAGACCAUCGGCAACCUCAUUGCACGGAAAGCUGAACAGGUGGUCGUGUUCCUAAAGAAGAAGGAUGGGUUUCUCAGCCUGGUGCUGCAGCACCUGGGCACCUCAGCCAUGAUGGACUUGCUGCUGCGCCUAGUCAGCUGUGUGGAGCCGGCCAGCCUGCGGCAGGAGGUUCUGCAUUGGCUCAAUGGAGAGAAGAUGAUUGAGAAACUCGUGGGGCUGAUCCAUCCAGGCCAGGAGGAGGACAGGCAGUCCAAUGCAUCGCAGACACUCUGCGACAUCGUCCGGCUGGGUCGAGACCAGAGUGGUCAGCUGCAGGAGACAACAGAGCCCGACCCACUCCUUACGGUCCUAGAGUCGCAGGGUUGCGUGGAGCAGCUGCUCAGGAACAUGUUCGAUGGCCAGCAGACAGAGACCUGCCUGGUGUAUGGCACACAGGUCCUGCUGACCCUGCUGGAGGGGCGGCGUGCCGGGACAGAGAGCGGCACAGUGGACUCUUUCUCUCAGGGACUCUUGCGGCCACACAGUGUCAGUAGCAGCGUCCUGCAGGGCAUUGAGCCCCGACUGAAGGACUUCCACUGUCUGCUGCUUAGACCGCCGAAGAAAGGUGCAAUCCUGACCACCAUCGGGGUGCUGGAGGAACCCCUGGGUAACGCCCGUCUGCACAGUGCCCGCCUUGUGGCUGCCCUGCUGCACACCAACACACCCAGCGUCAACCGGGAGCUCUGCCGCCUCAAUACCAUGGACCUGCUGCUGGACUUGUUCUUCAAGUACACCUGGAACAACUUCCUGCACUUCCAAGUGGAGCUGUGUGUAGCUGCCAUCCUCUCCCAUGCCACCCGCGAGGAGACGACUGAACCCUCUGAGGGUCCCCAGCCUGUGACUGGCCACCCUGAUGACACACUGGUGACCCAUCUGUUCCAAAAGUGCUGCCUGGUGCAAAGGAUCCUGGAGGCCUGGGAAGCAAACGACCACACACAGGCAGCAGGUGGCAUGCGGCGUGGGAACAUGGGCCACCUGACCAGGAUCGCGAAUGCCGUGGUGCAGAACCUGGAGCGGGGCCCCUUGCAGACCCACGUCAGUGAGGUCAUUCGAGGGCUCCCUGAGGACUGCCGGGGACGCUGGGAGAGCUUUGUGGAGGAGACCCUGACUGAGACCAACCGCAGGAAUACUGUGGACCUGGUGAGCACACACCACCUCCACUCCUCCAGCGAGGACGAGGACAUCGACAGCGCCUUUCCCAACGAGCUGUCCCUCCAGCAGGCCUUCUCCGAGUACCAGGUCCAGCAGAUGACUGCCAGCUUCGUGGAUCAGUUUGGCUUUAACGACGAAGAGUUUGCAGACCAAGAUGACAACAUAAACGCACCGUUUGACAGGGUGGCGGAGAUCAGCUUCAGCACUGGUGCCGAUGAUGACAGUCCCCAUGCUGCGCUGUUUGAAGCUUGCUGUGGUGACCGCAUCCAGCCCUUUGAUGACGAGGACGAUGACAUCUGGGAGGACGGCGAGCUGAGCUGCUCGGCUCGAGUAACUGCCAGAGCCAGGUUCGGAGCCCCCCACGCUGCAGAGAGCGGCUCGAAGAGCACCGUGAAGAGCAGCGGUCAGGGCGGGAAUGCAGCCACGGACGGUGCCUCAGGGGCCACUCCUCCAGCUGUGGACAGCCGGAGCCUCGGCUUACCCGGCCCCGUGCACACAGGAGGCCCGGGCAUGGAGGCUGAUGCUGAAGGUACCAGGUGGGCCGCAGUGUUUGAUGAGCCCCUGAGUGCAGGCCCCCAGGCCCCAGGGGUGGCUGUGGACGUUGGUUCCAGUGUCUGGGCAGUCACCACACCUGGGGCCUCAUCACCAGAAGAGAAGGGCUGGGCCACAUUCACUGACUUUCAGCCUUUCUGCUGCUCUGAGCCCAGCCCCCGAUGCAGCUCCCCUGUGGACACAGAUGGCUCCAGUGUCCCGGGUGACCCAGACCAGAGCCCACAGAGAACCCCUAACCCAGCUCCCCCGAGUGCCUGGGAUGCAGUUGGUGGACAAGAGCAUGUCGGCUCAGACUUGAGCCAAGGGGCUCCAUCCCCUGCUGUGAAGGCUGCUGCUUGCAGGUCUGACCGCACACCGGGCACACCGCUGGACCUUGCAGCCCGCAACCCCAUUACCGCAGCUGAGGCUGUGCCCCCUGAGGGAGUCCCCUUGGCAUCGUCUCUGGCUACUUCCACUGCACUGACUGUGGUGGCCUCCCCAGGGUCCAUUGUGGCCGUCACCACAGUGGCCCCUCUGGGGACAAAGGACAGGAAGACAGAUGUGCCCUUUCCAGUGGAAGCCACCUCUAAUGGUCCUGUGUGA